UUUCAGUGACAUUUAAUUCGAUUUUUCGAUCCUCACAAAUUUCUUCUAGAAUUCAUUCACUUUAGUUUUUGUUAACCCUAAGCAGAAUAAGUAAAAUAAACACGAAAUGUCAAUUUUCAGUGAUAUAUUACCGAUCAAUAAAAAUGAAGAGAAGACUCAAGCUGGGGGCAACCUGUCCCCUUAUUUGAACUUCGAUCCUCAUUAUAUACCAAAAAUGCAGCCAGAAUUUAUCUAUCCCGAUGAUAGUCAUAUGGCUUCUACAGCAAGAAGAUCUAAUGUGGCUCUCCCUAUCAUUGGAAUGUCUUUCAUGACCGGAUCAGGUCUUGGUGGAAUGGCUGGAUUAUACAAAGGUCUGAGAGCAACAACACUGGCUGGGCAAACAGGCAAAGUUAGAAGAACACAAGUUGUCAACUACAUCAUGAAACAAGGUACCACAACAGGCUGUACAUUGGGUAUAAUUGCGUCCUUCUACUCCUGUAUUGCUCUUGGAGUAACUUGGUUAAGAGAUAAAGAGGACACCGCAAACACAUUCAUUGCAGCCGCAACAACAGGUGUCAUAUACAAAAGCACGGCCGGCCUACGAUCAAUUGGUUUAGGAGCUGCUGUAGGGUUAACACUUGCUGGAGUUUACACAUUAGUAACAGACAACGACAACAUAUGGAGUAAAGCGAGAUACAAUAGAUUGUGAUUCACUUCUUUUAGGGAUAGCACAGAUAAGCAAUGCCACACUAUAGUUUGCAAAAUAAAUGUUUAUGUACAUCUAUAAUCAAGAUUACAUAAAUAUUUUUA
This is a messenger RNA of Papilio machaon (common yellow swallowtail), 789 nucleotides long. It is a transcript of the gene Tim23, whose product is annotated as mitochondrial import inner membrane translocase subunit Tim23. The record is from RefSeq and is a predicted model, not a curated record. The transcript is spliced from 3 exons. Gene Ontology annotation, biological process: protein import into mitochondrial matrix. Bases 107 to 688 code for a protein of 193 amino acids. Gene Ontology annotation, cellular component: TIM23 mitochondrial import inner membrane translocase complex; mitochondrial inner membrane. Gene Ontology annotation, molecular function: transmembrane protein transporter activity. Lineage: Eukaryota; Metazoa; Arthropoda; Insecta; Lepidoptera; Papilionidae.